GCUUCUCCUUUUGUUGUUUUUGUUGUUGUUGUUUGUGUUGUUAUUGUGUUACAUUCUGGAUCGUUCGGAGCCAGGAUCAUACGGUCGCGAGGACGUGGUUAGGGUUCGAGUCUUACCUUUUCUGCUGAGGAUUGGAGUGGUUUUUGAUCGUCAGCAUGGAUCUAGGUUCAGCGGCUUCGGCACACAUGGAUCAGAUGGCGUCCAUUGUGGAAGGCGUAAGCGAGUCGUUACGAAAACAAUGGGGCGAGUUCAAACAACAAGGAGGGUUUUGGGAUCCUAUUCUACGCUUCGUGCAUGCGGUGGACUGGACAGAGCCUUGGCUGGUUGGCUUGAUGGUGUUCCAUUUGAUACUUGUUGCUGUGGUGGUUGCAACUAGGAAGCGUAGUAACGUACAAGCAGUGUUGUUUAUGGCAAUGCUCUUGUCCGUGUUCUUCGCCGAACGGCUGAACACGCUCCUGCGCCGGCACUGGAAGAGUUUUGCGGGGCAGCCUUAUUUUGACUCUCAUGGCGUCUUUAUGUCGACUGUGUGGUCUGGGCCGAUGCUGCUAAUUUCUACUUUGAUACUCGUGAACAGCAUGGUGACGCUGACGCGGAUGUUGAUAAAAUGGAAGCGAGCUGAGCUUAAGCACAAAGCCCGCGUUGCACGCGAGAAGAAAGAAUGAUUGAUUGUACUUGAGAUUACGGUUUGUCUUUGUGCAAUACUUUUACAGAGUGCUUAACCCUAGAGAACCAGAAGGGAAUGAUGAUCCCCUUCUGCAAGACGAAUUGUUUUUAGACGGCUUCACAUUUUGAGACGUUACAGUAAAAAUUCAUUAGCCUCUUCGUGUCCGGUUAGGAUUUUCAGACAGAUCUUAGAUUUCAAGAAGUGAUGCAUGUAUUUGAUAGCUCUUCAAUUCGAGAUAUAUAACGGCCAAUUUGUCUUCAGGAAUCAUUA
Physcomitrium patens is the source of this 934-nucleotide messenger RNA. RefSeq lists its product as uncharacterized. The record is from RefSeq and is a predicted model, not a curated record. NCBI's taxonomy places the organism in Eukaryota, Viridiplantae, Streptophyta, Bryopsida, Funariales, Funariaceae.